CACACGACCGCUGUCGAAAGGAAAAGAGGCAACACGUACGCACCUCACCACGACGCCUUCUUGGGUCGCGGGAUUCCUCUCCGGCGAAGCAAAUCCUUCCUCGCGGCGGCGACUCUGCAUCUCCCUUCCCGAUCGAUCCGAUCCCGGCGGGGCAUGGCCGACGGGGACGCGACGACGGCGACGCCGCGGUCGCCGCCGGGCCCGCCGGAGACGCCGUCCGCGCAGAAGCGGAGGCAGCGCGGGCUCGUGUCGCGGGUGUGGAAGGGCAUCUUCGGCGGCCGCGAGGACGUCGAGAAGCUGCUGCAGGCGCUCGCCAAGGAGGAGGACGCGCUCCGCUCCCGCGUCCACCGCCGCGCCCGCGCCUCCCGCCAGAACGCCCACAACGUCCUCGCCCUCGCAUCCGCGCUCGAGAUUGCGGCUGUUGGAUAUGCGAUUAUGACCACGAGAUCUCCAGACAUCAGCUGGCAGAUGAGGGCAGCCCGGGUGCUGCCCAUGUUCUUGGUUCCUGCUUUAGCUGCUCUCAUAUAUUCAGCUAUUUCAAGCAUUACGAAGUGGCUUGAUAAUAGAGACCAACAUACUCUUGAAAAGCUUCGUGCUGAAAGGCAGGCCAAAAUUGAUGAGUUGAAAGAGAGAACAAAUUACUACACUACCCAGCAACUUAUACAGAGAUAUGAUCUCGACCCUGCUGCAAAGGCCGCUGCUGCAAGUGUUUUGGCAUCUAAGCUGGGUGCGGAUUCUGGAUUGAGAAUCUUCUUGGGAGAUGAAUCAAACAUGGAUGGAAGUAAAAGUAACGAUCAGCACGGACAAACCUCUGGUCUGAGGCAAAGAAAAGCAGCCCACUCAGGUCAUGGCUCUGCUGGACAGACACACGCCUCGGAGCCAUCAGACGGGUCAAGUAUAUACGAUGGUAACGAAAGCCCGACUAGUUCAGAUCGGAGGACUGUCGAGCACUUCAGAGGGCAUGCUGGCAAUGAUGGGGGGUGGCUUGCACGGGCGGCUGCUCUGCUUGUAGGCGAGGAUCCAACACAGUGCUUUGCACUAAUAUGUGGCAACUGCCAUAUGCACAACGGUCUCGCGAGGAAAGAGGACUUCUCGUUCAUCACGUAUUACUGUCCUCACUGCAAUGCUCUCAAUGGAUCACGGCAACAGGAGGACAUGGUGCCUAACUCUGGCAAGGAGACUCCUACCGAUCGGUCCUAUGGUAACAGUGCCCAACCCAGCGCUAGCCAUGCGGACUCAGGGCUCAGCAGUCCUGUUGCGAGGAACUUGCCGACUGUCGAAGAGCUGCCUGCAGAAGAUCCUUCUGCAAGUGACUUAACAACUGCUGAAAAACCACGAGCAGAUAGUCCUGCUGCAAAUAACUUACCACCUGCUGUUGAAAUUCCACACGAUGAAGAUACCGGGGAGAAGGCAACCAGUGAUCAACCUGCCAGUUGAAUCUUCUUAUUUGUUGUAAAGGAAUGUACUCGUCAGUUCAUUGCCUUUGUGCAAUGGCACGUCAGAGCUUUUGACGCAGAUUUUUGUGCCUGCCUAGCUUAUAGAUGUGGAUUAUUGGCGUGUUCUGCUUGGAUAGUUCCAUUGGGGGUACUGCUAGGGUGCCACUAGUUUGAUGUGUACAUGUCCAGGCAUCUUCAAUGGUGGUUUGCUCCCUUUUUGUUUACCCUUUUUCUUGACUGUAUAGUUUUCUUUCUUUUGAAAGUUGUAUCCUACACAUUUUGUAAUACCAAUCGUCAAUGUGCAGUAUCGAUUUCUCUUUA
Messenger RNA from Lolium perenne, 1757 nucleotides. RefSeq lists its product as uncharacterized. The record is from RefSeq and is a predicted model, not a curated record. Gene Ontology annotation, biological process: endoplasmic reticulum tubular network organization. Gene Ontology annotation, cellular component: endoplasmic reticulum tubular network. NCBI's taxonomy places the organism in Eukaryota, Viridiplantae, Streptophyta, Magnoliopsida, Poales, Poaceae.